AUGCAUUAUAGAAGUGCAGAGCUCUUGGGCCGAAUAGUAUGCAACGCCUUCCAGGCCCGGCGAGUGCUGGUCACUCGUCCUUCUCACCUCGGGAUCAAGGCAGAAUGUCAUUUCAAGAGGUCUUGGUUUUUGCAGUCCCGCACUAUUAUCACGAAUCACUCAGACCCCGACCCAGCAAACCAGCAUGAGCCGCAACCUGGCUCAUACAGCGAGGCCGACCACGAACAUGCCGUCAUCUCUACCUUUGAUCUCUUCUCCAUUGGCAUCGGCCCAUCGUCGUCCCACACCGUGGGUCCCAUGCGUGCUGGCAACAUCUUCGUGUCAGAUCUUGCUGAGGCGGGCCUGCUGCAGCGCGUCCACAAGAUUCACGUGUCGCUCUACGGUAGCCUGGCUCUGACUGGAGAGGGACAUAUGACGCCAUCGGCAUUGCUUUUGGGCCUGGAGAGUGCCGAUGUUGAAACUGUUGACACUGCUUUCGUUCCUUCCCGCUUCGAGCAGAUCAAGCAGGAGAAGAAGUUAUUUCUUGGGCGGGAACUCCCAGACGGCAACGGCAAGGAAAUCUCGUUCGACUAUUCGCACGACUUCCGAUGGCAGUGGGGGAAGAAGCUGGCGUUGCACAGCAACGGGAUGCGCCUGACUGUAUUCGACGAAGAUGGGAAUAUGCUGGCCACCAACGACAUGUUUAGCGUUGGUGGAGGCUUCGUCGUCAAUGGCGCCAUGUCAACUGCCUCUACCGCCUCGGCCACGGCAUUGACAUCAAGCGGUGCUGUGGAUAGCCAAGCAAUGACGCGCCACGACGACCACUCGACCGGCAGUGGACACCCGCCUGACUUGGCGGAGAACAUGUUCUACAAGGAAAUUCGCCGGGCUGACGCAGCCGGCGACCGUAGAACAGGGCCAGAGGUGAAGCCUUUGGAAGGCUCAGCUGGUCAAGGAAUAACGGUGGCACCUCUACAACAAGAAAUGACUUCAAAAACCCCGCCUGAGGCCGGUCCUGGCGAAGAGAAGCCGCAGCGGCACCCCCGCUAUCCGUUCCGGGACGCCAAUAGCCUGCUGACCCUUUGUCGCAAACACAACCUGACGAUUGCUCAGCUCGUGUUCGAGAAUGAGAAGAGUCAAGGCUACACGGACGAUGAGAUUCUGGACAAGAUCUUUCGGAUAUGGGAGGUCAUGGACAAUAGCAUUCUUGAAGGCGUCCAGGCGCCGGUCGAUUCGACACUUCCAGGCGCCCUCAAGCUUCACCGUCGGGCACCAGGCCUAUACAGCCGCCUGGCCAGAGGACUUUACAGAGGAGUGCUUCCCGCCACCGGGGACAAGGAUAGGGCCUCGUCUACACAGGGGAAAGCAACACAAGGGCCGCAUUCCUCGACUGCUCUUGUUCGGAAAGGCCCAGCAAACAUCAGAGGCCCUCCUCGAAUAGUCGGCUCACUAGAGCACCCUGUUAUGCCUAGUCCGAUGCGCAGAACCACUUUCCCCGAGCUUGACCACCUUAGUGUCUAUGCUAUCGCUGUCAACGAGACCAAUGCGGCGGGCGGUCGCAUCGUCACUGCGCCGACAAAUGGCGCGGCCGGUAUUAUUCCUGCUGUGCUCAAAUACACCAUUGAGUUCAUUAGUGACGACCCUGAACGAGAUAUUCCGACUUUCCUCAUGACAGCCGCCGCCAUUGGCAUGCUGUACAAGCGGGGUGCUAGCAUAUCAGCAGCCGAAGGUGGUUGUAUGGCCGAGGUCGGCGUGGCCUGCUCCAUGGCUGCUGGUGCUUUUGCUGCAUGUAUGGGAGCAAGCCCCGAGAUCAUUGAGCAGGCGGCGGAAAUUGGCAUCGAGCACAACCUGGGCCUAACGUGUGAUCCAAUUGCAGGGCUUGUCCAGGCGCCUUGCAUCGAGCGCAAUGCCCUCGGGGCAAUCAAAGCUAUCUCAAGCGCAAACCUGGCCCUGAGCAGCUCUGGCAACCAGAAGGUGCGCCUUGACGACGCUAUCCGCGCAAUGCGCGUCACGGCCCGAGGAAUGCGUGAUGAAUUCAAAGAGACAAGCCUCAGUGGCCUGGCGACUAGUGUUCCGUUGAACAUCCCAGUCAGUGUACCUGACUGUUGA
Messenger RNA from Thyridium curvatum, 2088 nucleotides. RefSeq lists its product as uncharacterized. Gene Ontology annotation, biological process: gluconeogenesis. NCBI's taxonomy places the organism in Eukaryota, Fungi, Ascomycota, Sordariomycetes, Thyridiales, Thyridiaceae. Gene Ontology annotation, molecular function: L-serine ammonia-lyase activity; 4 iron, 4 sulfur cluster binding. The record is from RefSeq and is a predicted model, not a curated record. The coding region runs from base 1 to 2088 and encodes 695 amino acids. The transcript has a single exon.